This is a messenger RNA of Saimiri boliviensis boliviensis (Bolivian squirrel monkey), 1522 nucleotides long. RefSeq lists its product as uncharacterized. Lineage: Eukaryota; Metazoa; Chordata; Mammalia; Primates; Cebidae. The record is from RefSeq and is a predicted model, not a curated record. Gene Ontology annotation, cellular component: keratin filament.
CAGAAGACUUCCAAACCCAAGAACUUCACUCUCCUGGAAACCCACCCAGAUCCUCCAACUUCUGACACCAUGGUCAACUCUUGUUGUGGCUCCGUGUGUUCUGACCAGGGCUGUGGCCAAGACCUCUGCCAGGAGACCUGCUGCCCUCCCAGCUGCUGCAGGCCCCAGUGCUGCCAGUCUGUGUGCUGCCAGCCCACCUGCUGCCGCCCCAGCUGCUGUCAGACCACCUGCUGCAGGACCACCUGCUGCCGGCCCAGCUGCUGUGUGUCGAGCUGCUGCAGACCCCAGUGCUGCCAGUCUGUGUGCUGCCAACCCACCUGCUGCCGCCCCAGCUGCUGUGUGUCCAGCUGCUGCAGGCCCCAGUGCUGCCAGUCUGUAUGCUGCCAGCCCACCUGCUGCCGCCCCAGCUGCUGUCAGACCACCUGCUGCAGGACCACCUGCUGCCGGCCCAGCUGCUGUGUGUCCAGCUGCUGCAGACCUCAGUGCUGCCAGUCUGUGUGCUGCCAGCCCACCUGCUGCCGCCCCAGCUGCUGUCAGACCACCUGCUGCAGGACCACCUGCUGCCGCCCCAGCUGCUGCAUCUCCAGCUGUUGCCAGCCCACCUGCUGCCGCCCCAGCUGCUGUCAGACCACCUGCUGCAGGACCACCUGCUGCCGCCCCAGCUGCUGCAUCUCCAGUUGCUGCCGGCCCAGCUGCUGUGUGUCCAGCUGCUGCAGACCUCAGUGCUGCCAGUCUGUGUGCUGCCAGCCCACCUGCUGCCGCCCCAGCUGCUGUCAGACCACCUGCUGCAGGACCACCUGCUGCCGCCCCAGCUGCUGCAUCUCCAGCUGUUGCCAGCCCAGCUGCUGCCGCCCCUCUUGCUGUGAAUCCAGCUGCUGCCAGCCCACCUGCUGCCGACCCAGCUGCUGCCGCCCCUCUUGCUGUGAAUCCAGCUGCUGCCGCCCCUGCUGCUGCCUGCGUCCAGUCUGUGGCCAAGUCUCCUGCCACACCACUUGCUAUCGUCCAACCUGUGUCAUCUCCACCUGCCCCCGCCCCAUGUGCUGUGCCUCCUCUUGCUGCUGAGCCCUGACUCACCUCUCCCUUCACUGCUGGCCCACAGAUGUAGACCCUUCUUCUGUGCUGACCAUUAGGACACAUGGAGUGGGAUUAAUGUCAUUCAAUAGGAUGGACUUCAUGUUUCCAAUGAGCCCAUAACCAUUUCACUAAUUCCCUGAGAACAUUCUGGUUCAUUUUAAACUCCCUCCCCUGCUUUCUUUUCUUCCAGUGGUGGCAACAAGUACAAAUUAAUUGUAAUCCACUAGCUGUGAAAUUAUUCCGAUCCUCUAAAUUCUUCAUAUUCUUUAUCACUUUGAGGCUAUAGAUUCUCCUUCUCAGUGAGGUAGACAUUACCUGCAGGACCAGUAUUUUCACUGAUGUUGCACGCUCAGACCCAGGCGUCCAGUUAUAUUGUUUUCCUGUGAGUGUGACUUUCUUAUGUUUUGUUGCAUCUCUGCUUUCUAAUAAACUUUUCUGCACAUAAGAA